AUGGCUCUGACCAAUGGAGCUUCCCUUGCUCAAACGAACGGACACAAUGCUGCCUCCAGUACCACCCCCGAAUACGACUGCCUGAUCGUUGGAGCCGGAUUCGGGGGCAUCUACCUCCUCAUCCACCUGCGCAAACAAGGCUACCGAUGCAAGAUCUACGAAGCCGGCACCGACCUGGGUGGCACCUGGCACUGGAACUGUUACCCGGGCGCCCGCGUGGACUCCGAGAUCCCCAUCUACGAGUUCUCCAUGCCUGAGGCAUGGAAAGAUUGGACCUGGACGGAGAAGUACCCCCAUUGGCGGGAGAUCAGGCAAUAUUUCCAGCAUAUCGAUAAGGUGUACGACGUCAAGAAGGAUGUUGAAUUCAGGAAAAGGGUCGUCGGGGCGCAGUUCGAUACUGCUCAGCAAAAAUGGAAUAUCAGGACCGAAGAUGGACAGACGACAAAGUCCAAGUUCUUCCUGGUCUGCGCUGGCUUUGCUGCAAAGCGCUACAUCCCUGAUUUCCCCGGUCUCGACACAUUCAAGGGCGAAGUCCAUCACUCGUCCUUCUGGCCAGAGCAGGACGUCGAUGUCCGGGGCAAGCGUGCUGCUGUCAUUGGCACCGGGUCGACCGGCGUUCAGAUCGUCCAGGAAUGGGCCAAGGAGGCGGCGACGCUUACCGUCUUCCAGAGGACCCCAAAUCUGGCCCUACCGAUGCGGCAAGCGAAAGUCACUGCGGAAGAACAGAAUGCGCGCAAGUCAACAUACCCCGAAUUCUUCGCCAACCGGUUAAAGACCUUUGCGGGGUUCCGUUACGAUUUUGUGCCUAAGAAGACCUUCGACGAUAGCCCUGAAGAACGUGAGGCCUUCUAUGAACAGCUCUGGGAACACGGAGGGUUCGAGUUCUGGCUCGCGAAUUACAGCGACAUCCUUUUCGACCUGAAAGCCAACCGGGAGGCCUACAACUUCUGGGCCAAAAAGACUCGUGCGAGAAUCCACGACCCCCGAAAGAGGGACAUUCUCGCGCCGCUGGAGCCAAUCCACCCCUUUGGCACGAAGCGUCCCUCCUUGGAACAGGACUACUAUGAGAUGUUCAACAAGCCCAACGUAGACGUGGUGGAUGUGAGAAAGAACAAGAUCGUGGAGGUCAAGCCGGAUGGCAUCGUCACCAGCGACGGUUCAUUCUAUCCCGUUGAUGUCAUUGCCUUGGCGACUGGCUUCGACUCGGUGACAGGUAGCAUGGCGAACAUGGGUCUUCGAAGCACCAGCGGCCAGCUACUGUCCGAUGAAUGGAAAGACGGAGCCAACACCUACCUGGGCCUCGCGAAGAGCGGAUAUCCAAACAUGUUCUUCCUGUACGGCACUCAUGGGCCCACUGCAUUCUCGAAUGGGCCGUCUUCGAUCGAGCUCCAGGCCCAAUGGAUUAUCGAUGCCGUCAACAAGAUUGUCACCAGCGGUCUGGAGUCUGUGGAGCCGACGCCCCAGGCGGAGAAGGCCUGGAAAGAAAAAGUCAACCAACUCUCGGAUCGGACGCUUUUCCCACUGGCAGACUCCUGGUACAUGGGCGCCAAUAUUCCGGGCAAGAAACGCGAGCAAUUGAAUUUCGCCGGAGGACUUCCGAUGUAUGAAAAGGAAUGCAGAGAGGCACUGGAGAAUUGGAACGGAUUUGUCACGAUACUGCAAAGCGGAGUGCUCAGACGGCGAGGCUAUGACUGA
Molecule: messenger RNA, 1695 nt
Organism: Rasamsonia emersonii CBS 393.64
Lineage: Eukaryota; Fungi; Ascomycota; Eurotiomycetes; Eurotiales; Trichocomaceae
Product: Cyclohexanone 1,2-monooxygenase
Exons: 2
Coding region: 1-1695 (564 amino acids)
Molecular function (GO): NADP binding; flavin adenine dinucleotide binding; N,N-dimethylaniline monooxygenase activity
Source: RefSeq, a predicted model, not a curated record